Thrips palmi is the source of this 884-nucleotide messenger RNA. Its product is annotated as proteasome subunit beta type-6-like. Lineage: Eukaryota; Metazoa; Arthropoda; Insecta; Thysanoptera; Thripidae. Bases 48 to 761 code for a protein of 237 amino acids. The transcript is spliced from 6 exons. Gene Ontology annotation, molecular function: threonine-type endopeptidase activity. Gene Ontology annotation, cellular component: proteasome core complex. The record is from RefSeq and is a predicted model, not a curated record.
GUGGCGUUGGCUGUCCGUAGUCUUGAAGUUGACAGUCAACAUUUAACAUGGCGAUGAUGAUGAAUGGAAGGAGCGCUAUGUCAAAAUUCGACCUGGCAAGCCCUUAUAUCCCUUCCUAUGAUCCAACUGUACCAUGGCAAGCCGAGCACAGAACAGGAACAACCAUCAUGGCUGUUGAAUUUGAUGGAGGAGUAGUCAUUGGUGCUGAUUCCCGCUCCACUACUGGUGUCUACAUUGCCAAUCGAGUGACUGACAAACUAACUAAAAUUACGGAUAACAUCUACUGUUGCCGAUCUGGUUCUUCCGCUGACACACAGGCUAUUGCGGAUGUUGUUCGCUACCAUAUUGGCAUGCACAGGAUGGAGCUUGGAGAGGAGCCUCGUGUAGAAGUAGCUGCUACUCUAUUCCAGGAUAUGUGCUACAAUUACAGAGAUUCUCUCACUGCUGGUAUUAUCUUAGCUGGCUGGGAUCCCUACAAGGGUGGUCAGGUUUACACUAUUCCUCUUGGGGGCAUGAUGUUGCGCCAACAAAUCACCAUUGGAGGAUCAGGCAGCACCUAUGUGUAUGGCUAUGUUGACAAACACUUCAAGCCAGGAAUGACCAAGGAUGAGUGUAUGAAGUUUGUUCUUAAUGCUGUAACUCUCGCUAUGUUGCGAGAUGGUUCGAGUGGAGGCUGUGUGCGACUUGGCGUGAUCACCAAGGAAGGAACUGUGAAGCACUGCGUCUUGGGCAAUGAGCUACCUCAAUUCUUCAUGGGCUGAGCAACAACAAUCCCACCUAUAAUGCUGUUUCUACAAAGUUUGAUGAGUGUAUGUGAAGGCAAGAAUAUUAGAUUAUGGAAAAGGUUUCUUUUUGUAAAUUAAUAAACAGAAUCAAUUUAUAAA